AUGGCUUGGACAUGGCGUUGCCAAGUUGCGCUGCUCCUGCUCUUGGGUCUGGCUCGCCUGCCCAGCGGCCAGGGCAAGCUGUUGCCGCCGCAGGGGCAUGCGCAAGCAGUUGACACCGUGGUGGUUGAUCUGGACCUGCCCGCGCGGCUGCGCUGGCAAAAGGUCAUCUUGCCGUAUCGCCAAGCCAUGGCCCCGGUUGUUCAGUUUCUGCACAACCUUCUUCCUCCUAACCAGGCCAAUGCCACCUAUCAAGCCCUCGAGGCCAUUGUUGUGUAUUCAAUAAGCACAGACUCUCUCGAGGGCGAUUACGGCGAGGAAAUUCGCGGACUUGCUGAAGCAACCAACUUUACCGUGGGCGAAAUCAUGCUCAGCAACUUUUUCUAUGAGCUCAACUCUGGCUGCACUUCCAUCUUGGCCACGGAUGAACAAAACACCAUUUUUCAUGGCCGCAACCUGGACUACAACCAGCUGCCGGGCCUACAAGCCACGACUUUCAACGUCAAUUUUACCAAGAGUGGAUGCCUUUUGUUUCGGACAACGACCUAUGCCGGGUACAUUGGCGCCUUGACUGGCAUGAAGCCGGGCGCGUUCACUGUGAGCAUGGAUCAGCGAUUUACCAACAGCAGCACCCUGCUCAACAUUGUGGAAGCGGCUUUGCUGGGCGGCCAUGAGGUGGGCCUGACUCUGCGAACCGCACUGGAACAUAAUGCUACCUUUGAGGAUGCCGUCGAGUAUCUUGGCAGUGUGACUCCCACGCGUUGGUACCUGGUUGAGACCAACUACGACCACUGGGAUUCCGUUCCGGCCGACGACGACCGCCGACACCCGGCCGAGAACAUGCUGAAUGCCUUUUCAAUGACCAACAUGACCCUGUCGGCUCUGGAUGGCAUCAUGAACACCUUUCCCGUCCUUCACCGCGACACGACGUACACAACGAUGAUGAGACGCAGGCGCCAUUGGUAUGUGCUGCCCGAUCGACCAGUUGAGGGUUUUUCGUGCCUUGUAACAGGAUCCGGCAUGCCAGGCAUCUUGUUUCCCAACAUUCAGACGCCGGAGGCAGCUGUCGAGGCGAUCCGCAACUGCUACUACCCGAGCGCCACCCUGCCCUUUGGCACUCGCGGCUUUGGUUUUGGCGGUGCCAACGCUGAUGGCUCUUUUUUCGCCGAGUACGCGGCGGCAGCCAAUGAGCGCAUCGUCGUCGGCGUGCAACUUGAGCAUCGAACGGCGUUUGAGCAGGCGCGCCUCGAGGCGAUCCUGAGCACGCCCGGGCUUAUUUUUACACAGGAUGGUCCCUAUGACCACAGUGGUUCAUAUCUCCUGCCCGGUCGCACGGACCAUCCCAACGUUCAAGCUGACCUUGCCCGAUAUCGUCAGGCGUGCCAAGCUGCCGGGGUGGUGGCUGGCUAUCGUUUCAUCGCCCUGGGCACCGACAUGAUCCACCUAAUGGACGGCUGCCGGGCAGCCCUUGCCAACGCAAACCACCACACUUGA
Molecule: messenger RNA, 1491 nt
Organism: Monosiga brevicollis MX1
Lineage: Eukaryota; Choanoflagellata; Craspedida; Salpingoecidae
Exons: 12
Coding region: 1-1491 (496 amino acids)
Molecular function (GO): hydrolase activity, acting on carbon-nitrogen (but not peptide) bonds
Source: RefSeq, a predicted model, not a curated record